AUCAAAUCACAUGGGCUGUUAGAAAUUGAUUCUGUAACAUAUGAUGAAUGACACGUCAGAAUGUUAAUUGUUAUCAAGUUGCUGUUCAUCUAGAAUUAAGAGAUUUCGUUCUUCAGAAUUAUAUAGUGUUUCCAUGCUGUAAAGAAUGCCACUGGAAGGACUUGUAGCUGUAACAGGAGGAGCUGGCUAUGUUGGGUCUCAUGUUCUUGUAGAAUUGCUUGAGGAAGGUUACCGUGUCUUGGUCAUUGAUAGGCUUGAUAACGCUAAAAGAGAGACUUUAGGACAAGUAGAAAAAAUAACUGGGAAACCAAUACAAGCUUACAAUGUUGAUAUUACAGACAAGGAGGAGCUUCGACAGAUCUUUAUAGAGAACGAGGUAUCUUGUGUGGUGCAUCUAGCGGCAAUGAAAAUACACUCAUUGUCAACACGUAUGCCACUAAGCUAUUACAGAAACAACGUGGGAGGACUGAUAACUCUUCUAGAGGUAAUGAAAGAAGCGGAGGUGUAUAAUUUGAUAUAUGCCAGUUCAGUUGCUGUGUACGGGAAUCCUAAAUAUUUGCCAUUCGAUGAACAACACAGGGCAGGAGUCGUGAGUGAUCCGUACAGUAGGACCAAAUAUUUUUGUGAAGAAAUUUUGAAGGAUGUUAGCUCGGCAGAGAAGGUCUGGUGUAUUGUCACUUUACGUCUUUUUAACCCAGUCGGCGCCCACUGUUCUGGUCUCAUUGGAGAAAUCAUGACAGAAAACCCGCCAAACCUGAUACCAAAUAUCGCAAAAACUGCACUUGGAAGGCGAAAAGAAUUUAUCAUAUAUGGGGAUAAAUACAAAACAAAAGACGGAACAGGUGAGAGAGAUUACACACAUGUCGUUGAUAUCGCUAAAGGUCAUGUUGCUGCCAUAAAGAAGAUGAAAACGGGAUCAGGUUUGAAGGUUUACAACUUGGGGUCUGGAAAGCCCUGUUCUGCACUUGAUAUGGUGAAAAUGUUUGAAAAGGUGUCUGGAAAACCAAUUCCAUACACAUUUGAGGAACCUAGAUCAUAUGACACACCGACAACUCGGGCAGAUGUGUCUUUGGCAAGAAAAGAACUGGGAUGGACGGCCAGUUUAGAAAUAACACGCAUAUGUACAGACGCAUGGAGAUGGUAUGCCAACAAUCAGACGGAACGAGUUACCAACAACUGAAAUAUUAUACCUUUUCUGUUUUCAUUUUUAUUACUGAGGGGUUUGAAUAUUAUGUUUAUAUACAGUUACGUAGAUUAAAUGUAUUAAAAU
Molecule: messenger RNA, 1270 nt
Organism: Mercenaria mercenaria
Lineage: Eukaryota; Metazoa; Mollusca; Bivalvia; Venerida; Veneridae
Product: UDP-glucose 4-epimerase-like
Exons: 10
Coding region: 146-1180 (344 amino acids)
Biological process (GO): beta-D-galactose catabolic process via UDP-galactose, Leloir pathway
Cellular component (GO): cytosol
Molecular function (GO): UDP-glucose 4-epimerase activity
Source: RefSeq, a predicted model, not a curated record